CGCCCGGCCCGCUCGCCCGUCGCUCUGAGCGCCGCCUCUCAGCCGCGCCGCCGCGAUGGCGGAGGACAGCGAGUCUGCGGCCAGCCAGCAGAGCCUGGAGCUGGACGACCAGGACACGUGCGGGAUAGACGGCGACAAUGAGGAGGAGACGGAGCACGCCAAGGGGAAAGGAAGUUGUAAUUAAGGCUGAAGGGGAAGAAGGAGGAAGUUGUUACGAGGAAGUCCUGGAGGGGAUUUGGGAGCCAAAAAGAAAAAGAAGAAACAGAAGAGAAAAAAAGAGAAGCCAAAUUCUGGAGGCACAAAGUCUGACUCUGCAUCUGAUUCCCAGGAGAUUAAAAUUCAUCAGCCUUCAAAACACAACGCCAUCUGGCAGCAGAUUUCAGCAGGAGCAGCCACAGAAUGCGACCAUCCCCAUGCAGAAGCUGCAGGAUAUCCAGAGAGCAGUGGAGCUGCUGUCAGCAUGCCAGGGCCCGGCCAGGAACAUUGAUGAGGCAGCCAAACGCAGAUACCAGUUUUGGGACACACAGCCAGUACCCAAACUAAAUGAAGUCAUAACUUCUCAUGGUGCAAUUGAGCCAGACAAAGACAAUGUACGUCAAGAACCGUAUUCUUUGCCACAGGGUUUUAUGUGGGAUACUUUGGACUUGAGUAACGCGGAGGUGCUCAAGGAGUUAUACACAUUGCUAAAUGAGAAUUACGUAGAAGAUGAUGACAAUAUGUUCCGCUUCGACUAUUCACCAGAGUUCCUAUUGUGGGCUCUGCGUCCCCCAGGAUGGCUCCUGCAGUGGCAUUGUGGGGUCAGAGUAUCUUCAAAUAAAAAGCUAGUAGGAUUCAUAAGUGCCAUCCCAGCCAACAUACGAAUUUAUGACAGUGUGAAGAGGAUGGUAGAAAUCAAUUUUCUUUGUGUUCAUAAGAAAUUGAGAUCCAAACGGGUAGCCCCAGUGUUAAUUAGAGAAAUAACCAGAAGAGUGAACUUGGAAGGAAUUUUCCAAGCCGUGUACACUGCCGGAGUGGUCCUUCCUAAGCCUGUGGCCACAUGCAGAUACUGGCAUCGAUCCCUAAACCCCAGAAAAUUGGUAGAAGUGAAGUUUUCUCACUUGAGUAGAAAUAUGACAUUACAGAGAACAAUGAAGCUUUACAGACUGCCGGAUGUUACAAAGACCUCAGGCUUGAGACCAAUGCAACCAAAAGAUAUUGGAGCUGUCCGAGACUUGAUCAACAGUUACCUGAAGCAGUUCCAUCUGGCUCCAGUGAUGGAUGAAGAAGAAGUGGCUCACUGGUUCCUCCCUCGGGAACAUAUUAUUGACACAUUUGUAGUGGAGAGCUCCACUGGGAAGCUGACUGACUUCCUGAGCUUCUACACACUCCCCUCCACAGUCAUGCACCACCCCGCCCAUAAGACCCUGAAAGCUGCCUACUCCUUCUACAAUAUCCACACAGAGACACCGCUGCUGGACCUCAUGAACGACGCACUCAUCAUAGCCAAGCUGAAAGGAUUUGAUGUAUUCAAUGCACUAGAUCUGAUGGAAAAUAAGACCUUCUUGGAAAAACUCAAGUUUGGUAUAGGAGAUGGCAAUUUGCAGUAUUACCUAUACAACUGGAGAUGUCCAGGGACAGAUUCUGAAAAGGUUGGACUUGUACUCCAAUAGAUGGAUCUGUUGAUUUCUAGAGCUCUCACAUCCUCAUUUGUUAAUAUCCUAUUUAACAACUCCUGGAACUGCCAUUCCAAAGAAGAGAAAAAGCACAAGUGAAAUUGAAGGAGUCGGUAACAAUCAGAAAAAAGGAAAAACACCUGUGUGACAAGUAGUACACAUUUGUAGCUAGAAUGUUAAAUUUAUCCUGUUUCUGUUUACCCACUAGUCAGAAGGAUGAAAGGGUACAAAGAAUACAUUCCUCUAGUUUUCAAACUGUAGGCGCUUGUGAAGAAAGGGUAUUUUCCCACUCUAUAGAAAUGGAACUGUUUUUCUAUGAACUAAGCAGAAUUCACAGCAUUGUGUAAGAAAAUCUUUGCUGCUUUGUGGAGAUAAACUGCUGCAUUUGUAUUUAUUAAAUAGUGGUAUAUUCGUCUGUGUAACAGAACAAAGGAUCCACCUGGAGAAUGUUGACAUACAUCACUGUCCGUGGUGUCACAGGGGACGUGUGUGGAAUGACAACCAGAGGAUAUCUAAGAUAGAGCAGUAUGAACAUGGAGAGGGCAUUUAUUCUUCUCUAAGCAAAGUUGCCAAACCAAUAAAUAUACAGAUUCGUACUUGA
This is a messenger RNA of Cavia porcellus (domestic guinea pig), 2253 nucleotides long. It is a transcript of the gene Nmt2, whose product is annotated as N-myristoyltransferase 2. Gene Ontology annotation, cellular component: cytoplasm. Gene Ontology annotation, biological process: N-terminal peptidyl-glycine N-myristoylation. The transcript is spliced from 14 exons. The coding region runs from base 138 to 1649 and encodes 503 amino acids. The record is from RefSeq and is a predicted model, not a curated record. Gene Ontology annotation, molecular function: glycylpeptide N-tetradecanoyltransferase activity. Lineage: Eukaryota; Metazoa; Chordata; Mammalia; Rodentia; Caviidae.